Scophthalmus maximus (turbot) is the source of this 4376-nucleotide messenger RNA. RefSeq names its product gap junction delta-2 protein-like. Gene Ontology annotation, cellular component: connexin complex. The record is from RefSeq and is a predicted model, not a curated record. The transcript is spliced from 3 exons. Gene Ontology annotation, biological process: cell communication. Lineage: Eukaryota; Metazoa; Chordata; Actinopteri; Pleuronectiformes; Scophthalmidae. The coding region runs from base 1311 to 2300 and encodes 329 amino acids.
CACAGAUAGAGUGAUUUCAUGAGCAAGAGAGAGACACAGAGGCAGAGAGGGAGAGCACAAAGCAGAGAUGGGGACCGAACACUGAGGCAGAGGCAGUUGGCAUGACUGAGAUCUGCACACAAACGUGAGCAAAGGCGGGGAGGGAGGAAGAGAGUGGAGGUUGAAGGAGAGCCGGAGGAGAGGGAGAGAGAGGGAUGCAAGAUGAUGGAACCCAGAAAUAGGCUUCACAGGACAGCUCCUCAUCCCCGCUCUCUGCGGAAGACAUGACUCUGGGCAUUGGACUGUGCCGAAAUUAGCCAGGGGGACAACACAGGACAGCAGGUCUGCAGCACACUGCCUUGGUUCAGCCUCACUGGAUGCAGCUAGGCAGCUGAUUUAUUACUGAGGGGCUGGGUGGUAGCGUGUUUGUGUGUACGGCUCUGAGUGUGUGUAUGCAGGUUUUUAUGGGUUCUUGAAGUGCUCAGAGCCGUAGGAGCAACCAUUCCUUCAGUCGUAAAAUGACAUUCAGCAGGCAGGAGCUUUGUGUGCUGGUGUGCAUCUGCAGUCCUCAGUAGGAAGUGGGAGAGAGGGAGUCAGAGCUGUCAUCGAGUGCAAGUGUGUGUCUUGUCGGUGCCGUUUACUGAGGGGAGCCGAGGAGGAUCAGCUAAAUGCGGUGUGUGUGUUUAGGUUAGAGUAGCAAGGGUGCAGCAAAGGCAAAGAUCCUACACAAUGCAAGGACGAGCGCAGAGCAGCACUGAUGGCAUGGAGUGCAGCUGAAGUAUAAGGAGUGCCCUGGGGGUAGGGUGGAGGACGACGGCAGGGACAGACGAGAAAGAGGAGAAAAGAGCAAGGUGACGAAGAGAGGCAAGUGGACAAGAGAGGGUGAUCAUGGCUGUCAUAUGGUGAGCUAUAGCAUAUGCUGUAGCGCAGAAGAGACUGGUGCGGCAGGGAGAGGACAAGCAUCACUGCAGAGGGGAGGGGGAGAGACUGAGGGAGAGAGGAGGAGGAGGAGGCAAUCAGCUCAGCACCUCUCCUCAAGCAGGAAGAGAAGCACAACGGGACAGGCCCAGGAGAAGACACACUCACUCACACACACAAAGUCAAAGACAUACUGACGAGUGGCAGGGUCAGCGUGUAGAGGUCAAAAAGGAGCUGGUGUGGGACAGGGAGGGGGGGCUGGGUGAACCCCCGCUGGCUGGCAGGUUCACAAGAGGGCAGGCCGGUCCUGGGAAGAAGAAGAAGAAGAAGAAGAAGAAGGAAUCUGUCAGAGAAAGAGGGGUCUGCUCCCCAGGUGCUGUUUCCUUUGACAGCUCUGCCACCUUUCCAUCACCAUGGGAGAAUGGACGAUUUUGGAGAGGCUGCUGGAGGCGGCUGUCCAGCAGCACUCUACCAUGAUUGGAAGGUGGCCAGAAAAGGGAGACCGAAGGGAUGUCCGUGUUGCUCUGUUUCUGCUGGAUAUGAUCCUGCUGACUGUGGUGGUGAUCUUCCGUAUCCUGAUAGUUGGCAUAGUGGGCGAGAAGGUUUAUGAGGACGAGCAAAUUAUGUUCAUCUGCAACACCAUGCAGCCCGGCUGCAACCAGGCUUGUUAUGACAAGGCCUUCCCCAUCUCGCACAUCCGCUACUGGGUCUUUCAGAUCAUCCUGGUGUGCACGCCGAGCCUGUGCUUCAUCACAUAUUCUGUUCAUCAGUCUGCCAAAGCGCGUGACCGAAGCUAUUCUCUCCUGCACCCCCACAUGGAUCACCAUGGUCACGGCCACCACGGGCGCCAUCACGAUCAUCAUCGCAAGCUUCACUCUCGCAACAUCAAUGGCAUCCUGGUGCACCCUGACAGCAGUAAGGAGGACCACGACUGCCUGGAGGUCAAAGAGAUCCCCAACGGACCCCGAGGACUCCCUCAAACACACAAGAGUUCCAAAGUGCGACGGCAGGAAGGCAUCUCACGGUUCUACGUCAUCCAGGUGGUGUUCCGCAAUGCGCUGGAGAUCGGCUUUCUGGCCGGCCAGUACUUCCUGUACGGCUUCAACGUGCCGGGGAUGUUUGAAUGCGAUCGCUACCCGUGUGUGAAGGAGGUGGAGUGUUACGUGUCCCGGCCCACAGAAAAGACCGUGUUUCUGGUCUUUAUGUUUGCAGUAAGUGGCAUAUGUGUGGUUCUCAACCUGGCUGAGCUCAACCACCUUGGCUGGAGGAAGAUAAAGACGGCCAUGCAAGGGGUGCAGGCCCGAAGGAAGUCCAUCUGUGAAGUGCGCAAGAAGGAUGUUUCGCACCUGUCCCAGGCCCCCAACCUGGGCAGGACCCAGUCUAGUGAGUCAGCCUAUGUCUGACAGAGGCUUCUCAGCCUGGGGGCUCGAGGACCUCUUAGAUUUUGGAGAAGAGCUUUUCCCUGGCCCAGGACCCCCGAUCAUUAGGGCACAAAACUCACCGCUGCAUAAUUAUUCAGGAGCACAGACGGACUCUGUGCAGUCAUGAUGAAGCAUCAAUUCACAAAGUAGAGACUUUGACACUUGAAGAGAGACUUUCCUAAAAGAAAAAGCAACUGUGUUGCUGAAACAAAGCUUACACCUAAAGCUUACAUGCUGGAGAGUUCUGCUCUGUCUAGGUGACACUAGCUGCCUUCAAAGAACCCAACAGAUACAACUGAGCAAUUGAUUAAUAGUGAAAUCAAAUGAAAAUGAAAAUACUGUGUCUGAGGUCGACUUAACUCAAGCUUUUUCAUUAUUUGCCUUUGCUGUAGGUCAGAAAUAAUCCCCUCAGUUUUUAGUUAUGUGUGCAUAUGCAAGAGCUUAGGCGUGUGCAUGCAUACGCAUGUGUGCGGGGGAAAAAAGCCAAUCUCUGACUUUAAGACUGAAAAAGGAAUGCCAAGCUUAUCCGAGCUAUCUGAGAGAAAGAUAAUGUUAUUUCUCACUGUCCAUAGUCUUUGAGUGGAGCCACUCGGCAGACAAACAAGCACCUUUUUAAACAUGUUCUCGGCAAGUGACAAAAUGUCAAACACAAAAAAAAAAACAACUGCAACAAAAGAAACUAUGAGCAUAAGCUGGUAUAUGACACAGAAUUUGUUGUCAGAGUCUUUUUCUUAAAAAAAAAAAAAAAAGAGUCACUAUUCUUCUUCAUAUUUGUUGCAUUAGGUGCCAGUCAGACUGCAGUCUGACAUUGCCUGGGAACUUUGCUCUGAGCGAGACACAUGGUGCAUUGUAGAUGAGUUAGGUUUACUUUUCAAAGCGGUGUUAUGCACUGCGGUGCUCCCGUUGCCUGCAAGAACGAAACAGAAAUGUGCGCCAGUCUUUCAAUUUCAGCUUGUUUAGUGUGAUCGCUGGCAAAGCGGAUGAAUGGAGUUUUUUUUCCUUUUUUUUAAACAGGACAAAUGUUGUAGUCACAAAUAUUUUAAUGUGUAAUCUCAUGUAUUUUUUUUUUCACAAGCAGAUUUGGUGCCAUAUUUUUUUUCAAAGUUACUGUACAUAGAUGAAAUUUGAUAAGUACAUGUAGCCAUUUUCCUGUGUGGUAUAGAGGGGCGUCACUUAGAUGGGGGAAUAGGGAUUUGGGGGGUAAUGAAGAUUAAUCAUAGAUUGCCAGCUUUAACAAUAUGUAUUAUUAAUGUGCUUUUUGUUAAGCCUUCACCCUCUAAUGAAGAGUAUAUGUACCGAAAAGUGUUUUCCCCCUAUGGACUUUGAAAAAGGCAUGUUACUCAAGCAUUAAUAGAAUGGAUAGAUUAUGACAUGUAUCUAAAAGAACUGUUUAAUUGAUUUGCAUCCUGCUCCUGUGAAAUGUAAUACUCAGCAUGCAUGAAGAUGAAAAAUAUGAAGAGAUAUCAACAUAGAAUCCCAUUGUGGGAAUAUUGAAAGUGAAUAAGUGAAAGGCUCCAGAACUGCAGCAAUAAUUAUAAUAAUUAUAAUAAUAAUAAUAUAUAGUAUGUGAAAAAAAAAAUAUGUGAAUAAAUUAUUAUGCAAAUAGUUAUUCUGGUUGUGCUGUGUUUAACAAAGAAAUAUUAACUACACCUGCCAUUUUACUUAAAUAGGGAGGUUGUGACAAUUACACAUUCUGAAUAAACCACACUACUGCCAAUCACAAUGUGACAAUACUCCAAGUUAAAGUUCCACAUUCAAAAUGUUUCUUUAAUAAAAAAGAAAGGUUUUUUUCCUCCAGCAAAAUGUAAUUAGAGAAUCAAAGUUAAAAGUUGAAGGUAAAAGCAGUUGUUGUGAAGAAAAAUGUUGCCUCUGAGUGUUAUAUUAUCAAUUAUUAUAUUAUCGGAUUGUUAAUGAUGAUGAACUUUUUACUGUUAAAGCUGUUCAAUGUGGAGCAAAUUCUGUCAACUUCAAAUACAAUGAGGUGUUUUCAGUCGCACAGAUUUUAAACCGCCUGUGCAUGUAUUAUUCACUACUGAGAAAUGAUACAUCUCUCUGAGA